This is a messenger RNA of Ornithodoros turicata, 600 nucleotides long. RefSeq lists its product as uncharacterized. The record is from RefSeq and is a predicted model, not a curated record. The transcript is spliced from 3 exons. Bases 166 to 600 code for a protein of 144 amino acids. NCBI's taxonomy places the organism in Eukaryota, Metazoa, Arthropoda, Arachnida, Ixodida, Argasidae.
GCAUAAUAAGCAGUACGCUAUGUCUCCCAGGUUGACGUGCUCGUACUCCGCAAGUUCGAGCAGUACCUGCAACCGGAACAUGAGUACCGUCGUGUCGUUGAAGCGUUCGAGGGCUGCGCAUCCAGACUGCUGUGUCUAGUGGAUGCUCUUCCGGCAGUCAGGACCAUGGAUGACCUCGAGAACUGCUUGAGAACGCUGAGAACACCACGAAAGCUCCCUUUGCGAGCGGCAUGGGCAGCUCGACCGUACAGCAAAGAAUGUUCGCCAGAGCCAGUACUACUGGAAGGUGACUGGGCGGCUCUGGAACACCUCUUGGCGGCCGCUGAGGACGAGCGAGUGAGGGACCUCAAGGGCAUAUUGCGGCGAGAUGGCAUUGUCGCUGCAGUAGCCAACGCUUCACGCAUUAACAGCACACAUCCAGAUCUGCUGGAGUUCAUGUCACGGAGUGAAUCGCAACUCCUGGAACUGCGCGGAGCAGCUCUGCUGAACUUGAGACAAGGGGCAACACUUGUGCUCACUGCUUCGGUAUCAACCCAUGCCAAACUCACACGAUGGCUUAAGCGCAGGUACGGGCUGGAACUGUGUCUUCCAUGUCAGUAA